Molecule: messenger RNA, 9086 nt
Organism: Saccostrea cuccullata (small rock oyster)
Lineage: Eukaryota; Metazoa; Mollusca; Bivalvia; Ostreida; Ostreidae
Product: inositol 1,4,5-trisphosphate receptor type 1-like
Exons: 70
Coding region: 16-8574 (2852 amino acids)
Biological process (GO): calcium ion transmembrane transport
Cellular component (GO): membrane; endoplasmic reticulum
Molecular function (GO): inositol 1,4,5 trisphosphate binding; inositol 1,4,5-trisphosphate-gated calcium channel activity
Source: RefSeq, a predicted model, not a curated record
GUGAUUUUUGAAAACAUGGAGAGACCGUUACAAAUACGGAUUCACGAUGAGAAUGGGGAGAGUUGUAGUGACAGUGACGAGGAUAGUGUUGGGUGCGAGAUUCAUAAUCAGCUCAAAUUGUACCAUAAAAUGUUACGACAACUUCAUACUGAGCUUCAUGGCUGUAGUGAAGAACCUGGCAUGGGCGAGUAUCUGUGUAUUGGAGACUAUAUCUGUCUGUAUUGUGAGGAGACAGAGGGAUAUGUGUACAGCUCCCAGUCCAGUUCCUCCAAUAACGGGUUAUACAUUUACACAAACCAAGAGCGAAAUAGGCCAAGAAAUAUCCCAAACCCCCAAGUGGUGGUAUUCCAAGUGUGCAUCCAGAAUAGGUACAAGCUCAACAAGAAGUACAGGAAAUGGAUAAAUUCAAUUCAGUCAGAACAUCCCGAGCCUUGUUCUCGAGGUCUGCUCAAACAAACCAAGUUAGCAGCAGAAGCAGAGAACAAGGACAACGAGGCGGAGCAAAAGAGACAACACGGCAAGCGUGUGAGAUACGGAGAAGUUGUACAGCUGAAACAUGUGUUUACGGGGAAGUUUGUUCACAUGAGUACGACACAAACCAGUCAGAAGGACAAAAACAACAUGAAGGUGUCGCUCCAUGAGUACAACGCAAAGAACGCCCAAUUCAGAAUCCUUCCGCGUUACAAGGUCAAAUCAGAAGGAGAAAUAGUUCAACUCUUUGACCAAAUUGUCUUUGAAAGUGUGAAGUCACAUGGGCAUUACUUUCAUGCGAGUGAGCCUUUCCAGAUUGACCAUUUUUCUUAUGGAUCCGAACUGAAUCUUGGCGUUGAGCGUUCAAGUUUUACUCUCAUAGGAAGUUACAGGGAACUUCAGGAGCAAGAGAAAUUUGUCAGGGGUGGAUCUGUAAUACGGCUAUUUCAUAAAGAACUAGAGGCUUACCUGGUAGCAGAAGGGCUGUUUGAAGAUUGCGUCACAGAAGAUGUUCACUUCCGGAUUCGGGUGAUUGACCAACACAAACCACGUUCCCUGUCUCCGUCGACUUCCGGAAUAACUUACUGGCAAAUCGAGGCUGAGCACAGCAUCCUAGACGGAGACAUAUUAAGAUGGGAACAACAAGUGAGAUUACGUCACUUCCUGACAAGACAAUACCUCUGUAUAGACUCCAAGAUGGACGUCUCCCUGGUGACCGACCCCUCUGACCCCAGAACUGUCUUCAGACUUCACUCCGUACUCAAGGAGAGAGAUGAAAUAUCUUACGAGAGUUAUGCAAGAAUAGAACAUAUGCUCACGGGAUGCUGGCUUCAUGCACUCAAAGAUGAAGAUUAUGAGAGAAAGGUCACAGAUGGCGAGGACAAACAGAAAUCCAUGCAGGGCUUACGAUGGGACAGCGCUGGUGUCCGAAAGGUUUCCGCAAGCAGCGAGAGUAUGUACGAUGAUGCAUACACACUCCAGUGUGUGUUACCAGAAGAUGUCCACAAUUUUAACUACGUAGCAGGAAUGGUCCCUUUCUUGUUCAACCUCAUACAAGACCUUCAAAUGGAACCGCAACUGAAUGCUAAGAAGACACACGGAAUCAUUACUGCUCUAAAAGAAAUAAAGAUGUUCAUGCUUCCUGGAGGUCAACCAGAUAAAAACCGACAGAAGCUCAUGAGGAAUUUAAGGGUGAUAGACUUGUUGGUGAAUCUGCUUCAGUGUCCUCUGGGGGAGGGGGACGAGGAAUCCCACGUCAUCAGAAUCUGUAAAGAGGCUUAUGAUGUUCUUCACGCCUACAUGAUUGGAAAGAGCAGAAAGAACGCUCUAUACAUGGCCAAAUACAUUGACUUCUUCCAAACACAAUUCACACAAAAAGGAGGAAUAGGCCUGAAUGUCGCCCAGAUGAUUGUUGAGUUGAUCAGAGACAAAAGAAAGAUAGUAGACCGUAUCACCAAAAACAACAUUGACACGUUUCUUCAGCUUUUAAGGACAAAUCAAAACUAUAGGUUUCUUGAUUUGUUGCAUGUCCUUUGCGUUUGUGAUGGCGUUGCAAUUCCAAACAACCAGACCUAUAUCGUGGAUCAAUGGUUACGUGAAUCUAGAGACAGUGUGUACUUGACGGACAGAGGACAGAACAUAAACAAACGCCCUAACAUUGUGUACGUCUCCACGGAUCAGGGCAGGACCUGGGUCCCCUUACACGUGUUUGUAGAUUUUGAAAGUUCCGAGUAUGAUGAAGAGAAAUAUAAUUUUCUCAUUCACCAAUUAGACCUUUUCAAGGCUUUGUGUUUUGGUCGUAAUGACUAUGCCGUUCACGUGAUCACACGAGAGUUCGGCUAUUUGACGUGGGAAGAUGCCUACCUCUGUCUUACUGCAGAUCUACUUCCGGAUCAUAUUCGAGCCAAAUACUGCGAGCUCAUUAUUGGACUUUUUGUUGAUGUGGGAAACAAUUAUUCCGUGUUGGACCACCCCAAUAUUUGUUUUAUCUACGAAUAUGUCGGCUCAAAGGACUCUGAGAGGGAACAGAGUUCAUUUGUUGUGAAGGACCUGGUGACCAUAUUUCCUGUGCUUCGAGACUGGAUGGCAGAAUUCCUGGCUGUGAACUGUCAGAUGACUGCCUCUGCGAUAGGUCAUAACCUGUUAAUAGAGCAGGUGCUUCACUUGCUUCAGCACCUGGUGAAGUUUGGUUACUACAUGGAUAUGGAGGAUGUCAAGCAGUUAUUAACGCCACUACUGAGUCUGUUAGACGGAACACACGAUGUUCCAUUCCCUAAAGAUAAAGACAGGGGCAAAGGAUACUCAAAGGACUCCCAGAAAGCCGUAAACCAAUAUAGAACCAGUGGAAGGUUUGAGCAAAGCAAAGAGGCCGAGGCUGUAGUUAAUGCCAAAUACCAGGCAAUGGAGGUUCUGGAUUUCCUUCUUACAUUCCAAAGAAACUUGCGAUUGAAGGCCUUUGUCUCCAAGUUCAAAACUUGUGAGCAGAAUGCGUCACGACACCGAUCCCUGUUGGUGAUGGAGCAACUCAUGUAUGAGACGUACAACCCACAAGUACAGACCAAAAAGGCCCUAAAAAGCCAGAAGAAAGUCCUGAAAGAAAUCCGAGAGAUGGUUUCUAUGUCCUCCAUAUUUGAUAUGGAUAAUACAACACGUGUUUUACUUGACUUGUCCGAAUACAAAUAUGAUAGAGUGGUGACCAAAUCCCUAGACAUCUUGAACAAGCUUUAUUCAUCUCAAGGAGACAUGUUUAAGCUUGCAGAUAGAGCACAGAUUCUUCUGACGCAUGACUCUGCAAGAGUACACAGGGAGGUACAAAGGAGUCUCCCGGUAUUGCGAAGACUCGCCAAGCAGAAACUCAAUGACCAACAGGUCCAGCUAAUGAGCGAAAUUCUGGAUGAACUCGCAGAGUUCUGUCACUUACCAAAGUAUCCAAAAGAACCUCACUUCAUGAACCAGAACAUAAUGAUCAGUCAUGGAAUCCUUCACAUAGUUGUUGAUAUCCUCUCUCAAGAAAUUGACGCCAGACUAGUCGAGCAGCAAUACAUGGGAAUGGCCACGAUUUUCAAGAAGACUCUGUAUCUGAUGGAGCUGUUGGCACGUGAGAAUUCUGCUGUUCAAGAGACCUUAUUUGAACACAUUGAUAACCUUCUUGAUGUGCAAAUAGUACCAUCCAAUCUCGCGAUAGCUCUGAAAGAGCUUUUCAUUGCAAAUCAAACUACCUGCUUAAAAGUGUCAUCAAAGCAAAUUCAGAAAAUCGUCCUGCUGUGUUCACACCACCAGAACGAGGCUCCAGAGUUCCUGGAGCUUCUCAGUGUUCUUGUGAAGGUUGAAGGCCUAGACAUGACCAUAAAGAGAAAUCAGGCAUUAGUCAUGAAGUACAUAAUGCAAAAUUACAGAAAGGCCGCGUAUGUCCUAGAUCAACCAAGAGAUCAAAGGGAGAUAAUUUUAACCAACCAAGGUGAGAGGGGAGAUUUGAUCUAUUACAUUGAUUUGGUGGACCUGUUGGCUACUUGCGCUGAGGGAGAAAACAAAUUUAUUGAGUCCCUCUGUCAGACUAUAUUACCGGUUCAGGAUAUUCUUUGGGUCAUCAACCAUCCAAACAUUGCAUGCAAUCUGAAGAAGCCGUUUGUGAAAUAUCUAAUGUGGGUCUACAUGAAACCAGUGGGAAGUAUGACCGAAAGUGGGGCCGCAGAUCUGCAACACAAUAGGGAUCUUUGGGAGUUCAUCGAAACUGCUAGUGAUGUGAUCAAUCAAGUCACGCAAGCAAUAAAACUUCAGGGAGAGAAAAUAUCCACAGUACUAAAAGGCCCACCCUCAAAAAGUUUUAUCGACGAUCCCCAUGACCCCCGAUCUGUUGUUCACGGUGGAGUGUUUUUCAUUUUAGACGCAGCACUACCUUUCUUCGAGGUUUUCUUCUCGCUGUUUUACGCUCCAGACAAGGAUUUAUAUCCCAAUGAGGUCCUUGUCACAGACAACUUGGCUACUGGAUUAACGGCCUUUACGGAUGUGAUUGGUUACUACUUAACUAAUCCAGCUCACAUGAAAUCUGUAGUGUCCUUACUCACCAUUCUCAUCUCUUCUUCAUCCUCACCAAAAGCGGCUUUGAUCUCAGUGUUGGAAAAGUUCAGUACAGAAAUGAAGUUAGGUGACACAAAGACAGCCGUUCGAAAGGGGAACAUGGAAUACUAUGCCUCAGAACUUGAACUGAAUGCGAAGUUCCACACGUUUGCUACCAACAGCAGUGUUCUAUUUAGAGGUCAUAACACUGUACAGGCCCAACUGAAAUACAAAACCAAAAGAGAGUACACCGAAAUUGGUUCUAAUGAGGAAUUACCACUGGGAGAAGAAUUUCAGAGUCUGUUGAAAUGCUUCAUAGAUCAUCACGAGAAAAAAUACAACAAACGAUACAAUCCUGCAAAGAAGUUACUACAACAACUAGAAAUUUCCGCGAAGACAGUGAGGAAGGGGAAUGCUAUAACAAGUAACACGUCCCAAGAGGACCUGGAUAUUAAGUGUCUUCAGCUUCUAAGGGCUCUAGUUCACAAUGAGGAGAGGAAAUUACCAGAGGACUGGGAUACCAAAACUGCUGAAAGCAAAAUCAAGAGUCAACUUGGGCAUAUCAAGGAGGUCCAAAAUGCUAUCAAUGCCCACGACUUUGUCAACAAGGUUCUGCCUCAUAUUGCCCGGAGAAGUGACAGUAUUUGUCGAGAGGUCUUAGCUUUCCUUUCUAUCAUGCUGUUCAAUGCCAACAGAGACGUCCAAAAAUCCAUGCUGGACUAUUACUUGUCAACGAGGGAAGAGGUAUUCUUCAUGGCUGUCCGCGAGAGAAUGCAGAUUUCAACCAACUCUAUCAAAGAAAAAAUGAUUCUGAGGAGAAAAUUCCAACAAAAAGGACGUUCAUUGCUUGCUCAGCAUCAGGGACGGGUCAAGGAAGCCUUAGAUAAUCUAAGUUCUUUCCAAACCAGUAUUUCAGCAGGGAGAAGGGCCUUACAGAUGAUUCAAGCAUAUGAAAUUAAAAUGAAGAAAGAAAAGAUGCAAGGAUGGGCUGCUCUAAGUAGAGCCAAAGCACCUGUCGUCGAAUCCAAGAAAGAGAAGAAGAAAAGAAUAAAGGAUCAGAAAAGGAAGAAUAUGGUGAUUUCAAACGGAAUCAAACGUGACUACACCAGUAACGAAGCUCUACUUAAACACCCUGACACGCCCGACACUCUGCAGAACCCCGUCACGUUAUUUGUCCUAGAGCCAGAGCCUAUGCCCGUUUUAGUAGAGGAAGAUGAGGAGAAGGCGGCAGAAGAAAUGAUAGCCACAAUGAAUGAGGGCGUGGUCGAUAUGUUAGAAUACAAAGAUGAUGGCUAUAUAGAGCUCAUCUUCAAGUUACUGGCCAGAAUAUGUGAUGGGCAGCAUUUUGGCUUACAAAAUUACUUACGAGAGCAGCCAGACAACGUUAAAUCGUUCAACAUUGUUGGAGAAACAGCCCAGUUCCUCAAUGUUGUGUACACAACCAUCAACAAGAAGACAAUUAAUCUCAUCAUUCAACUUUUUAACACUCUGAAUGAAUUUUGUUCGGGAAAUCAGGAAAACAGGGUUGUGGUUUAUGACAGAAAACUAGUGGAUUACAUCAAUUUUAUACUGAGAGCUGGGGACAUUGCAGAUUGUUCACCAGAAAAGAUUCUCGAGCUACGACACGCGAUUGCCUCAGUGAUCAUCUCCUUAAUCGAAGAGAAUGGACCAGGAAAGUCACAGGUUGCUAAGGAGGUGAAAGAUACGCUGGAUAAGGGGGCAAUAUUUCGCUGUAUGACGUUGUGUUAUGAGGCCCACCAAUCAGAGAAACCUUCUCUUGAGGAUCUGUCUCCAACCGAGGACGGGAGUGUUCUGAAAUCUGCUCGUUCAUUGGCUGUUGUGGGAGGCAGUAUAAUUCAAGGAUUUGUGGGUUCGCAGAAGAACCAGUUGAGGGAUACCUUAAUGGAAGUUGGCUUCACGUUCUUCCUGAUUCUAGCUAGAAUGCAAGACAUCGAUCCUCUAAUGGGUGCAACUCUGCAGAUAACCCCAGAUCAAGCAAAAGCAUAUGAAUUCUACAAAAAAAAUUCGCUUUCAAUUGAAAUCAUCAAGGAUGACGUUUUGCAGAAAGUAAAUUUCCGUGUGAAAAAUAAGAAUUUUCUUCGAGAAGAAGUGAAAGAGAAUUUGAAGUGGAAUGUGGAUCGUACAUCGCCGAGCAAUAAAAUCCGAGAUCUAAUGAAAUGGACACGUGACAUUAUGCAGGAUAUUUCCUACCAGAGAAAAAUUCUCUGCAAUCCAAUAGCCAUGAUGUUUACAAAAGGAUGGUUGCUUUGGAAUCAUGGAGCGACCAUACUGAGCCUUGCUAUCAAUCUGCUCAUGUUGGUGACUUGGAAUGCAAAAGCCUCUCUUGAGGACUACGGAAAGGUCGUCAACGGUACAAACCAGACAUUAAGCUGGGCGCUGCUCCAAGAUCCAACUCCUAAGAUUGUACUCAUCCCUCUUGACCAUUACAUACUGACCAUGUAUGCACUGGGAGGUACACACAAUCUUCUGUCCUUGUUUGUCCUCAUCAGUUACUUCUUGUCCAACCACCCUCGACUUCCUACCAAAGAGGAGAUAAAAGCUCCCUUCAGAAUGCUUUGUGGUGGAGGAAAGAAAAACAAUGGAGACCUUCAACAGAAAAAGGCGGAUGAAAUUUCUAAACUAGAUGUUAAAUUCUUUAGCUUCACCACAUUUUAUUAUAUGUUAUUCCUAGCAAUGUCAGCGGCUGGGACAUUUUUUCACGGAUAUUUUUUCGCAUUCCAUCUCUUGAACAUUGUCAACAACAACCAGCUUCUCAGUGGAGUCAUAAAAGCCGUCACUCUCAAUGGAAUUUCAUUACUGUGGGUGGCUAUUCUUGGACUUAUUGUGAUAUAUAUUUAUGCACUUGUUGGUUUUUCGUUACUUCGUGCUUUCUUCUCUCCUGGCGAGUUUCUGUACUGUUCUACUUUAUGGCAAUGCACCAUCACAGUCAUUCGUUAUGGACUUAUUGGGGACAUGUUCGAUUCUGUCAAGCAAAAUGGAAGGAAUGAUACUUUUGACUCGUUUUGGCCUCUUGUUCUGUACCACGUGUCUUUCUUCAUAUUCAUCACCACCAUUGGUCUUAACAUAAUUUUUGGUAUCAUCGUCGACACAUUCUCGGAGUUACGUGAUCUAAAGUGGCGAGCUGAAUCUGACAUGAAGGACACAUGCUUUAUUUGCAGCAGAAAUAGUUAUGAUUUUGAACACACGGGGAAGGGAUUUGACCACCAUGUUCGCAAUGAACACAACAUGUGGGCUUACGUAUUUUUCUUGAUACAUCUGGAGGAUGUAAAGACAAGUGACUUCACAGCGUUAGAACUUUACGUCCACAAACUUGUUGCGUUGGAGAAUUAUGAUUUCUUUCCGAUGAACCGAGCCCUAUGCCUUACUUCCAUAGACACCGACUCAACGGAGUCCAAAAUAGACGAACUCUUAAAUAGGGUCACAUCAAUAGCUUUGAAGCAGAAAGAGGAGGAAACGGAAAAGAAACGUAGAGCAGAAAAAAUGAAACAGAAGCGGUGGCAAGAAAAGCACCGUCAGUUCAUGUUUGGAAUUCAGGACGAAGAGAACGGAAAUGACAAUGUAAAAUCACAGACAAGUACUAGUGAUAAGAUUGUCAUCAAGUCGAAAUCCGACAGGUCUCUGUCUAGACCCCCCAGCAUUAUCAGUCUUCAGAAGACUCCCGGUCAGGACCAUGGAACUCCUGAAGGGACCCUCGACCGGAAGGAGGUCAGCAGGAAAGACAUUCUCGAACAGAAAGCAAAACUUGCUCUGAAAGAGUCUGACGAGUCCGAGGUAGCGGCGACCGAGGACUCGGACUCUGUGGGGAGUAUUCAUGAGGAGUAUGACUUGCUCAGAGAGGAUUUCUCCACGGCGGGAAUGUUGGAGCCGAUGCCUGCUGCUUUUAGAGAGCGUGCCUUGUCCAUCCCCGGAAUCUCUUCUCUAGUUCCGCAGUCGGGAGAAGAAGAUCAGAAAUCUGGAGAUGAGCUUCGUGUUCUUGUUGAAGAUGAAACAGACGAUGAUAGUGUGAAAGAAUCAACAAGACUUUAAACAAGAGAUAAACAUCUGAGGUUACAAAAUUACAUUCUGCAUAUGAGGAGGAAAUGCAAACUUUUCCUUCACCCAAGGGAUCAUUAAAAAUUGAGGUAUCAUGAACAGUGACAGAAACACAUCUAAAAGGUGUUUUUGAAUGCUUAAAUUACUACAACCAUCAAACAGCAAUAUUCUUGCUUUCAGUACUGGAUAUUUUAUUUUCUGUUUUGUAUAUAUACAUUGUAUUUGUAAAAGCUAUAUUUAUUCAUUGUUACAUAAUCCAUCAUAGAUGCAAUAUUUGUUGUGCAAUACGUCUUUGUAUUUUUAAAUCCGAGAUUAAAUAAUGCACUUAUUUGUGUAGCUUUUUUCUCAAUGUUAAACAAAUUUUAAUGUUGUACAGUUUUUUACUGCAAGAUCAUAAUUACAUUACCCGGUUUUGAACUAUUAUUAUAGUACAAAUUAUCUUGCUUCUCCAUGUUUGUAUUUUGACAACUUUUAAGAUAUGAAAUAAAUGCGUUAACUUUUUAUAA